Callorhinchus milii (elephant shark) is the source of this 3640-nucleotide messenger RNA. It is a transcript of the gene gaa2, whose product is annotated as alpha glucosidase 2. Gene Ontology annotation, molecular function: carbohydrate binding; alpha-1,4-glucosidase activity. Gene Ontology annotation, biological process: carbohydrate metabolic process. The record is from RefSeq and is a predicted model, not a curated record. The transcript is spliced from 20 exons. NCBI's taxonomy places the organism in Eukaryota, Metazoa, Chordata, Chondrichthyes, Chimaeriformes, Callorhinchidae. Bases 102 to 2915 code for a protein of 937 amino acids.
GAGGUGGGGAAGGGCAGAGCAGAGGGGGUUCCUGACUGCUGUCUACACAGUCUGGGAGACAAGACACGUCGUCUGCAAAAGGAGACACGUGUGCGAAGGCGAUGUCCAGGCAGGUGGAGUUGCUGUGGGAAGGUGCGGUUUCACCGGUACAAAGGGAGGCGGGCAAGCCCGAGAUUGUCCCCCGUUGGCGGCGAUGGUUACUGCUGCUGCUUGCCCUCGCUCUCCUCCUGGGGUUUGCCCAGCUCCUGCCCGGCACUCUGACCCUCCGGGGGCCCGAGAGGCAGCCCCGACAGCUGGCAAGAGAGAGCUGGCAAGGGGGUGACGGCGGGGGGAGGGGGCCGGGGGGGCUGGCAGGGUGUGGGUCUGUCCCGGAGGCCAGGCGGUUUGACUGCUACCCCGAGAGGGAUACGGUGGUGACCCGGAAGCUGUGCCAGGCUCGCGGCUGCUGCUUUGUGCAGGUACUUCGCAGACUGUCCGGGGUUCCCUGGUGUUUCUACCCUCCCACCUUCCCCACUUAUACCCUGACAAACCUGAGCCAAACCCCGCUGGGGGAGACUGGAGUUCUAACCCGCAGCCAGAAAUCCUACUACCCCAACGACGUGCUCAAUCUCCAGCUGGACGUCACCUUUGAGACCAACACCAGGCUCCACAUCAAGAUCCGUGACUCCCGCAGCCACCGGUACGAAGUCCCGAUCGAGGUGCCCCCGCCCGCCCACCGAGCCCCCGCCCCCACCUACACGGUGCAGUACUCCCCAAAGCCGUUCGGGCUGAUCGUCACCAGGAAAUCCACAGGAGCCGUGCUGCUGAACACCACGCUGGCUCCUCUGCUCUUCGCCGACCAGUUCCUGCAGAUCUCCACGUCGUUGCCGUCCCCUUACAUCUAUGGUCUGGGGGAGCACCAGGCCGGCUUCCUGCACACCGUCCAGUGGAACACGCUGACUUUCUGGGCUCGGGACUGCCCCCCCAGGGACUUUGUUAACCUGUAUGGAGUCCAUCCCUUCUACCUGUCCAUCGAGCCCAAUGGCACAUCGCACGGUGUCUUCCUGCUCAACAGCAACGCCAUGGAUGUGGUCCUGCAGCCUGUACCAGCCCUGACCUGGAGAACAAUAGGAGGCGUCCUAGACUUCUACAUAUUCAUGGGGCCCGACCCCAAUUCUGUCAUCCAACAAUAUCUAGAGGUCGUAGGUCGCCCCGCCAUGCCCCCCGCAUGGGGUCUCGGCUUCCACCUCUGCCGCUGGGGGUACAGGACCAGUAACAGAACCUGGCAGGUGGUCAAGGAAAUGAGAGACGCCGGCAUUCCACAGGACGUACAGUGGAAUGACAUCGAUUACAUGGAUCGUUACCUGGAUUUCACCUUUGACGCCCGGACAUUUGACAGCCUUCCCGACCUGGUGAAGGACCUGCACGACCACAGACAGAGAUACGUCAUGAUCCUGGACCCUGGCAUCAGCAGCACUCAGACACCUGGGACCUACUGGCCCUACGAUGAGGGUCUGAAACGUGGCGUCUUCAUUAACAACGCAACUGGGAACCCGCUGAUCGGACAGGUGUGGCCGGGACUCACGGCGUUCCCAGACUUCAGUGACCCCAAGACCCAGGGCUGGUGGUACGAGAAUCUCCUGCGGUAUCACCAGGCGGUGCCGUUCGACGGCGUGUGGAUUGACAUGAACGAACCUUCCAAUUUCUUGGACGGAUCUACGGAAGGCUGCCCGUCAGACCGGUUUGAAAAUCCGCCGUACGUACCAGGAGUGCUUGGUGGGCAACUGCGGAGUAAGACUAUAUGUGCCUCUGCGAAGCAGAGCGUGUCUCUGCACUACAAUGUGCACAGUCUGUACGGACUGAUGGAAGCAAAGGCGACUGCAAGCGCUUUGAUUAAGAUUCUCAACAAGCGUCCGUUUGUAAUUUCUCGAUCCACCUUCCCAAGUCAAGGCAAGUACUCGGGGCAUUGGCUGGGAGACAACAGGAGCCAAUGGAAGGACAUGUACUACUCCAUCCCAGGAAUCCUGAAUUUUAACAUGUUCGGGAUACCGCUGGUUGGCUCGGACAUCUGCGGCUUUGGUGACACGACCACCGAGGAGAUGUGUGUCCGCUGGACGCAGCUCGGGGCUUUCUACCCGUUCUCGCGCAACCACAACAUGCUGGGCACCAAGGCCCAGCAGCCCACAGCUUUCAGCACCUCGGCUCAGGCCGCCAUGAGGACAGCCCUGAGGACCCGCUAUUCCCUUUUCCCGUUUCUCUACACGCUGUUCCACCGGGCGCACGUACUGGGCCAGACCGUGGCCAGACCUUUGCUCUUCGAGUUUCCCGAGGAUGUCAACACGUUCUCCGUGGACAGGCAGUUCCUGUGGGGUCGGAGCCUCCUCAUCACCCCGGUGCUGGAGCCAGGAGCAGACUCGGUGACUGGCUACUUCCCUAAAGGCCUCUGGUUUGACUUUUACACCGGCACGGCUCUCAGCAGCAGUGGGGAGCACAGGAAGCUGGCGGCCCCUCUGGACAUCAUAAACCUGCACAUUAGAGAAGGCAGCAUCAUUCCCGCACAGGAACCCAACACGACCAUCUGGGACUCCAGCAGCAACCCUCUGUACCUGAUGGUGGGGCUGACCCCCCAGGGCACUGCGCAAGGAGACAUCUUCUGGGACGACGGGGAAAGUUUGGACACCUACGAGAGCGGCAAUUACACUUACGUUACGUUUAGUGUUGCUGAGAACACAUUGACCUCCACAGUGCUGCACCUGAACGUCGAGGGAACCUACCUGGGGGUGGAAACCCUGAUGGUGUUUGGGCUCAAACUCCAGCCAGUCAGGGUCACAGUGAACGGCAAGUCCGUUUCCUUCAACUACUCGGCAAACCAGGUCCUGACUGUCAAUCACCUGGACCUUCUCCUCAGUAAAGAGUUCCACAUCUUGUGGCAGUGAGGCCUGGAUGGCUGAAGACUUGACCCCUGCCUCAGCGCUCUUUAUUCUGCCUGGCUUUCCCUGCUGCGCUGACCUCUCAGAGCUCACUCUGUGUCACCAGAACCGAGGAUCCGGAACUUCCUAAUGGGGGGGAAAUGGUUGGAGCUCACAGCGUGAACGCUGAAUCCAAUGGGACGGGAAAGGGAAGAGUUAAUUGCACGAGACCCACAAGCUUGGGUUGAAAUCGGAUGUAAUGUGGAGUUCUGAGAAGCAAAGCUGUGAAGUGGAUUUGAAAUAUACUCUCUCUGCCUCGUGCUUUCCUCCUGUUACAAAGCUCAUGUCCACACCCGAAGACCCUAACGUCAGAUGCGCUGAACAAACAAUAAGUCAGGAGUCCCCUUAAGCCACCAACAGUUGCUAUUAAUGUUAUUUGGGGUCAGAUGGGUGUAAAUCCUUCCCGAAUGUUUGGAGUAGGUAGAAUAAAAUAAGUAAAAAGGAAUCCUCCCUAACAUUUAAAAUGAAUACAAAUGAAUUUUAAAUAAAAAACAUUAAAUAUUGUUCUGUAUUUACCAUUCAUGUGAUGUAGCUGGGUUGAUGCUCUCAGCGAAACCAAUCUCUGAGGUAAGAGUCGCUGUUUAAUGCUGGUCUACAGCAAAAAAAACUAAAUGUGAAGUUUACUAAACUUAAAUUUACUGUACAUUACAUCAUGGGUUUUUCUCCAUAAAAUAUACAGUCAAUUCACUUUA